GUGUGCCCAUGAUGGCCGGCAUCGCAACGUCCGAUCGGUCGGCCGGCUCGCGCAUUCAAUUGCUAAUCUACUUAUCCAUCUCCUCUGUAGCCGCCGCUAGUUAAAUUGAUUGAGACUGAUUGAUUGCCUCUACGGCUCUACGCGUCAAGAUCGAUCGAGCUGUUCAGUAAUUGUUCAUUGAUGGAUCUUCCAUGGAUCGCUCGCCUGCUGCCUGCCUGCCUAUAUACACGCGCUCGCCAUGGCCGCCGCUCCCUCACUUCACUUGUGGUUGUUGCGGAAGCUCAGCGGGUAGAUAGAUAGGUGGAGAUGGGCGCCAUGGAAGGAGCUGGAGGGAGGCUGCUGCUCCGCGUUCUCAUCGUCUGCGCUGGGGCACUGAUAGCGGGCGGCGAGGGCGGCGGGGACACGUCGGCCGUCGUCGUCGUCGGCAUGGCCCAGUGCGCCGGCUGCGGGAGGAAGAGCUUGGGCGCCGAGGCGGCCUUCAGGGGCCUCAAGGUCGCCAUCACGUGCAAGAACGAGAGCAAGGCCGUCGCCAGCCUCGACGGCACGGGCGCCUUCGCCGUGCCGCUCCCGCCCGGCGCCGGCGCCUCCGAGUGCCUCGCGCAGCUCCAGAGCGCGGCGAGCGGCGAGCCAUGCCCCGGGCAGGAGCCGUCGAGGAUCGUGCCGAUGCCGUCCGAGGGCGCGGGUGACGGCGAGGGCACCUUCGUGGCCGUCGCCGGCAAGGCGACGCGAGGUCGGACUUCGGCCGCGGCGCCCGAGUGCGCGGCGGCCAACAUCUGCUUCCCGUGCCACGCGUUCGGCAGGAAGCCCUUCUUCGCGCACCGGCGCAUGAAGCCCAUGCCGGUGUACGCUCCGCCCGUGUACGGGACGCCGGUGCCGGCGUGCCUGUGCACCCCUACCCCGGCCCCCGGGUGCCAGUGCCCUUAUCCCACGCCGGUUUACGGGACGCCCGUGCCGGAAUACUUCCCGCCUCCGGCCCCGGAGUGCGGAACGCCGGAUUGCCCUCCGGAGUCGCCGGAGUACGGGACGCCCACGCCGGUGUACGCCCCGCCAGUGUACGCGACGCCGAAACCGGUGUACGCCCCGCCCGUGUACGCGACGCCCACGCCGGUGUACGCCCCGCCCGUGUACGCGACGCCCACGCCGGUGUACGCCCCGCCAGUGUACGCGACGCCCACGCCGGUGUACGCUCCGCCAGUGUACGCGACGCCCACGCCGGUGUACGCUCCGCCCACGGCGCCCGUGUACGGGACGCCGACGCCGGUGUAUGCUCCGCCCGUGUACGGGACGCCGUCGCCCGUAUACGCUCCGCCCACGGCGCCCGUGUAUGGGACGCCGACGCCGGACUGCCCUCCCGAUCAGGCGCCGCUGUACGCUCCACCCACGGCGCCCGUGUACGGGACUCCGGCGCCGAGAUGCCUGUGCACCCCUACUCCGGAGCCGGGAUGCCAAUGCCCUUCCCCGACGCCGGUGUACGGGACUCCAUCGGCGAGCUGCCUGUGCACCCCGACCCCGGAGCCCGGAUGCCAGUGCCCGACUCCAACCACCACGCCGGUCUACGUGGCGCCGCCGACGCCGCAGCUCCCUCCUCCCACGCCGGUGUACGGGACUCCAUCGCCGGUAUACGCUCCACCGACGGCGCCGGUGUACGGGACGCCGGCACCAAGAUGCCUCUGCACCCCGACCCCGGCGCCGGGAUGCCAGUGCCCUGCUCCCACCCCCACGCCGGUCUACGGAACGCCCACACCGACGACGUACCCUCCUGCCGCUCCGGUGUACCCACGGCCGGCGCCGGAAUACGGAGCGCCGCCGGCGCCAGAGUGCCCGCCGGAGUACGGCACGCCCAUCUACACUCCCCCGGGCCACCACUAGCUCCAUCAAUGCAUGGUAGCACUCUGACAUUACUAGGGUACAUUCUGAGGGGAAUAAAAAGGUUGUGAGACUGAUUAAUGGCGGCCAGCUUUGAUGACGACGGAGCAUGCUCGUGUGUGUUGUACGUACUUUGCAAAUUGUUUGCAUUUGGCAAUGAACAUAGGAAGGUGUAUGUUCAUGCAUGAUGUGACCUUCUCCCUAGGAAGAACUCACUGGUCACUAGAUCAUUCAUGAUGAUUUAUCUUCACGAUAGUACUGGUAUAAAUUAUUGGGUUUUAAUUUUGGAGGAAGCAUGGAAAUUCCAAACCUCGUUGAAAUCUGUGAAAUUUCAGAAAUUCUUUCAGAUUUCGAUCUAUCAAAAAUUUCAUACUGUAAA
Molecule: messenger RNA, 2245 nt
Organism: Triticum aestivum (bread wheat)
Lineage: Eukaryota; Viridiplantae; Streptophyta; Magnoliopsida; Poales; Poaceae
Product: extensin-like
Exons: 1
Coding region: 307-1869 (520 amino acids)
Source: RefSeq, a predicted model, not a curated record